UGCCCCGGGGUUGUCCCGCGCGGGGCCCGAUUCCGGCCGCGCGUUCCUUCCAGGCGCCGCGGAGCAACCGGGUUCGAGACGCCCGCAGUCGGCGCAGUCCUCUCCCGGGCCGGAGCAUGAAGGUCGAGUUUGCGCCGCUCAACAUCCCGCUGGCGCGGCGGCUGCAGACGGCCGCGGUGCUGCAGUGGGUCCUGUCCUUCCUGCUGCUCGCACAGGUGUGCAUUGGAAUCAUCGUGAUACUGAUCAUAUACAACUGUUGGUUCCUCUAUGUCCCUUAUAUGAUAUGGCUUUACUUUGACUGGAGUACCCCAGAGCAAGGAGGCAGGAGAUCCAAGUGGGUCAGAAGCUGGACCGUUUGGAAGUAUUUUAAGGACUAUUUUCCAAUUCACCUCAUCAAAACUUGGGAUUUGGAUCCAAGUCACAACUAUAUAUUUGGGUUUCACCCCCAUGGAGUGCUUGUUGCUGGAGCCUUUGGAAAUUUUUGUACAAAUUAUUCGGACUUCGAGGAGCUGUUUCCUGGCCUCACCACAUAUCUUCAUGUGCUCCCAUUUUGGUUCCGCUGUCCUCUCUUUCGAGAAUAUCUGAUGAGCAGUGGGUCAGUCUCAGUUUCUAAGAAAAGUGUGUCCCAUGUGCUGAGCAAGGAGGAAGGUGGAAACAUUUCAGUCAUUGUUCUUGGGGGUGCAGAGGAAUCACUGGAUGCCCAUCCUGGAAAAUUCACUCUGUUCAUCCGCCAACGGAAAGGAUUUGUUAAAAUUGCUUUGACCCACGGCGCCUCCUUGGUCCCAGUGUUUUCUUUUGGAGAAAAUGAGCUAUUUAAACAAGUUAACAACCCUGAAGGCUCAUGGCUUCGAACUGUGCAAGAGAAGCUACAGAAGGUCAUGGGGUUUGCUUUGCCGCUGUUCCACGCCAGAGGAAUUUUUCAAUACAAUUUUGGCCUGAUGCCCUAUAGGAAACCUAUCCACACUGUUGGCCCAACAUGAUGGUAGCGUCUACCCCUCAGGCGCCAGCCACACAAACCAAGAUUGACAUCCAGAAGCUGUUUAUAUCAUGCAUCGACUAAAUUUACAGAAGGAAGUAAUGUGGACUUGGGGUCUGAUUCUGAGUGACUUAGGUGGUUUCAUUUCUCGUCCCUGAGCCUCAGAUUUUAUGACUCUGAAGAAGAAACUAUUACAAUUGUCCUGUCUUGUCUUAGGGUUAUGCUGGGGAUCAAAUGACAUGGUACGUGGGAAAGUGCUCCCUAGGCCCCAGGUGCUAGGAGACUUCCUGGCCAGAUUGUUGAGAGCUAUGAAAUGUGUUUCCAUCUCCCUGUAUAAGUAUUCUUGCCAAAGUGUUCAUCUGAAUCAAAUCAUGAGGAAACAAAUUCAGAUUGUGAGACAUUGUAUUAAACAACUGGCCUGGAUUCUUCAAAAAUAUUAAUGUCGUAAAAGACCAAAAGGACGAGAGAACCCAAAGACACAACAGCUGUCAUGGUGGGGGGAGGGGGAUGAAGCAACUGUAAGGAUAUCAUUGAGACAACUCAUCAAGUUUGAAUGUGGAUUCAGUACAAAAUAAUAUCAUAUAGAGGUUAAGUUCCUUGGGUAUGAUAAUGGUGUUGUUAAAAAGGACAGUGUUUUUGUUCUCAGGUACUUCGUGCCGAAAUAUUUAGGGAUGGUAACGCGAUUGAACCAUUGAUGUCUACAACUUAUUUUCAAACGGGUCUACAAAAAUAAAAAUAAUACAUAUGUAAAUACACACGGGGGUAUGCACAAAAUGUUCAAAACUGGUGAAUCUAAGGAGGCGUAUGCAAGUGCUUAUUCUUUCUAUAAUUUUGAAUUUUUUAACAUAAAGAUAGGGGAAGGAAUGUACUUUAAUAAAAUAAAACUGGUCUGAAACCACUUGAGGACAAAGUGGUCCAUUGUAUUUCAAGUCAUUAUUAUAUCCUGAUGGGGGGGGGAAAAAAGGCAGGCUAAGGGAUUCUCUGAAAUACAAAGAAAGGAAGGGAACCUAAUUUAAAUUUAAAUGUAAAGUAGCGAUUUAAGGAGAUAAAAAUGUUAAGGGGAUUAACAUGGUGCCCAAUACAACCCAUUAAGUGUUCAAUAAAUGUAUGGAAGCACACACACACUCUCUUUCCUCACAUCCGGCAUAUUUGAGCCUCCACCAUAAGUCACAGGUUCAGUAAACCCAGGUUUCAUUGGCACCCACAUUUUGACUCUUCCCAACCGCCUCUGCCAACAGGCUGGCCUUUCUCUCGUGUGGCAUCCAGAGAAAGACUAAUUCCUGUGUGAGACUGUUAGAGCGAUAAAC
Messenger RNA from Leptonychotes weddellii (Weddell seal), 2283 nucleotides. It is a transcript of the gene MOGAT1, whose product is annotated as monoacylglycerol O-acyltransferase 1. NCBI's taxonomy places the organism in Eukaryota, Metazoa, Chordata, Mammalia, Carnivora, Phocidae. The record is from RefSeq and is a predicted model, not a curated record. Gene Ontology annotation, molecular function: diacylglycerol O-acyltransferase activity. Gene Ontology annotation, biological process: triglyceride biosynthetic process; diacylglycerol biosynthetic process. Gene Ontology annotation, cellular component: endoplasmic reticulum membrane.